UUAUUAUGUUUUUAGCAAUAUUAUUGCUUAUGUUAUUUAUAAACCAAACACUUGAUGAUUUGGAGCCACAGUUACUUUAAUUGGUCAAAUGAGAAGACUGACUAGGGUGGGAGAUUUUUUCCAUCCUGAUAACCUCUUAGAGACUAUGAAUAAUAAUAAUAAUAUCAAAUCGUUACUGUAAAUACUAAGUUUUAAGGAGAUACUGGUAUAGUGUUGCAAAUUAAUAGUAUCACACUUUUCAUGAUUGUAAAGCACAUACUGGUAGGUGAACUUUACCUGUUACAUGAAAUAAUUAACAUGUCUUCUCAAGUGACAGCAGUCUGUGAAGGGAUUGCACAUGGGGGCAAAUGUGGAUUAACAGCAGUUCCACACUGAAAGGCUGUAUGAAUCACUGCUUAUUAAAAUGGUUGAUAUCAUACAAAUUAUUAAUUUUAUCCCCAAAUGCCUAAUAAUUCGUCUUUUCGGUGACAUGUGUGACAUGUACAAGGUCUUUAGGAAGAUCAUUCUGAUGAUCUCUGCCAACUGUGACUUUAAAGAAGGAUAUAAACUAUAGCCCUCCAGGAGUAUUCAUUUGUAAGAGCUCAUGCUUGGAAGGUAGUCUUAUUUAGUUUCUUAUAUGUAAAUCAUAGGCGAUAUAUUAUCUGAUUAAUUAAUUAGUUCUAACACUGGUAAGAUUUGCUAGUCAGAAUUAUGUUUAUCUGAUGUGCUGUAACGUAGAAAAUGAGUAUUGGCAAGCAAGCAAGAAAAAUAAAACAAAACAAACAAAAACAACUGUGUAGCUGCAGUGGUUGAAUGAGUCGGGUCCCGAGGCCACGCCAACAAUCCUUUCUACAAUUCAUGUGAAACACGUAGUGCAAGACAAAGCGUCUGCAAUUUGGAAGGUGGUUCUAUAGUCCUAGGAACCCAGAGUGAAUUAAAGUCUAGACUCCGUAAUUUGUCAGGGGGAAGGGAGGAGAGAGAAAUUGCAGAUCAGAUAUGCCCAAAGUGUUUCAGAGGUAACACCGAAGCAGGGAUGCUGCUGCCAGUCUGUGUGGUGAGGGAGGCAGGAAUGGCAGAGCCGCUGCUGAAGCAGCACCGUUCUCAGAAGCAGUAACACAAACAGCAUCAGGAGUAGGCCUCCUCUUGUAAAAAGCAGGCUACUGCAGGCUUGUGAAAGGCAAGAUGCUCUGAUGUUUGAAAAUCUCCGAGCGGAGAAUGGCUGCUGUAAAAAUGUUGCCAAGAAACUCUAAAGAUCCGGACAGUCAUAACUCUUUGUUAGCAAUAGUUCUUUCAGCAAAAUAAAUGAUACUUUUUGUCAAUCUCUGGGCAGUAGACAACUCCCUGAAGAAGAAGAUAUCGGAUUACCUGAAAAAAGAAAAACAGGGAGAACAAAGUUUGGGCAUGCCUGCAGGAACAAUGGUGUUUUUAGAAACUACCUAGGAGGCAGAAGCUAAGUGUUGAUUUGCCCAUGCCUCUUACCUGGGAGUAGAAGGUGGGAAGAAAUGGACAGUGGCUCUGAUGAGAAGAGGAGGCACAGUGCAGCUCGGUGAAGCCACACGCUGACUGCGUCCUGCACCGCUCUUCAUGCAGUGCUGUGGGCUGGUGCAUCGGCGGCGAGUACGGGUGUCCUAUGGUUCGGCAGACUCCUACACCAGCCGUCCGUCCGAUUCAGAUGUUUCUUUGGAGGAAGAUCGGGAGGCAGUGCGCAGAGAAGCAGAGCGACAGGCCCAGGCCCAGUUGGAAAAAGCAAAGACAAAGCCUGUUGCAUUUGCAGUUCGGACAAAUGUCAGCUACAGUGCAGCCCAUGAAGAUGAUGUUCCUGUGCCAGGCAUGGCCAUCUCAUUUGAAGCAAAAGAUUUUCUGCAUGUUAAGGAAAAAUUUAACAAUGACUGGUGGAUAGGGCGAUUGGUUAAGGAAGGCUGUGAAAUCGGAUUCAUUCCAAGCCCAGUCAAACUAGAAAAUAUGAGGCUACAGCAUGAACAGAGAGCCAAGCAAGGGAAAUUCUACUCCAGUAAAUCAGGAGGAAAUUCAUCAUCCAGUUUGGGUGACAUAGUACCUAGUUCCAGAAAAUCUACACCUCCAUCAUCUGCUAUAGACAUAGAUGCUACUGGCUUAGAUGCAGAAGAAAAUGAUAUUCCAGCAAACCACCGCUCCCCUAAGCCCAGUGCAAACAGUGUAACGUCACCCCACUCCAAAGAGAAAAGAAUGCCCUUCUUUAAGAAGACAGAGCACACACCUCCUUAUGACGUGGUACCGUCCAUGCGACCAGUGGUCCUAGUGGGCCCUUCCCUGAAGGGGUAUGAGGUCACAGAUAUGAUGCAGAAAGCAUUGUUUGAUUUUUUAAAACACAGAUUCGAAGGGCGGAUAUCCAUCACAAGGGUCACGGCUGACAUCUCACUUGCCAAACGCUCAGUGUUAAACAAUCCCAGUAAGCAUGCAAUAAUAGAAAGAUCCAACACUAGGUCGAGCUUGGCUGAAGUUCAGAGUGAAAUUGAGAGGAUUUUUGAACUUGCAAGAACACUGCAAUUGGUUGUCCUCGAUGCGGAUACUAUUAAUCAUCCAGCGCAACUUAGUAAAACUUCUCUGGCCCCAAUUAUAGUAUAUGUAAAGAUCUCUUCUCCUAAGGUUUUACAAAGGUUAAUAAAAUCUCGAGGGAAAUCUCAAGCUAAACACCUCAAUGUCCAGAUGGUAGCAGCUGAUAAACUGGCCCAGUGUCCUCCAGAGUUGUUUGAUGUGAUCUUGGAUGAGAACCAGCUUGAGGAUGCUUGUGAGCACCUUGCUGACUAUCUGGAGGCCUACUGGAAGGCCACCCACCCUCCCAGCAGCAACCUUCCCAACCCUCUUCUCAGCCGUACUUUAGCCACUUCAACUCUACCCAUUAGCCCUACGCUAGCCUCUAAUUCACAGGGUUCUCAAGGUGAUCAGAGGACUGAUCGCUGUGCUCCAGCCCGUUCUAUUUCCCAAGUUGAAGAAGAAGUCUGCCUGGAACCAGUUAAGCGAUCCCAUCACCGUGCUUCCUCCUCCCAGCACCACAACCAUCGCAGUGGUACAAGUCGAGGCCUCUCCAGGCAAGAGACGUUUGACUCGGAAACCCAGGAGAGUCGAGACUCUGCCUAUGUGGAGCCAAAGGAAGAUUACUCCCAUGAACACGUGGACCACUAUGUCCCACACCGUGACCACAAUCACAGAGAUGACACCCAUGGGAGCAGUGAGCAUAGGCACAGGGAGUCUCGGCACCGUUCCAGGGACCUGGAUCGAGAGCAGGACCACAAUGAGUGCAACAAACAACGAAGCCGUCAUAAAUCCAAGGAUCGUUAUUACGACAAGGAUGGAGAAGGAAUAUCUAAAAAACGGAACGAGGCUGGGGAGUGGAACAGGGAUGUUUACAUCCGCCCAUGACUUAACCCUUUUGUGUGCUUUUCUUUUUUUUAAGUCUUGUAUAACAGCCCCCUCAAACAUUCUUUGGGGUCUACAUUGCAAAUCAUAUGUGAUCUGUCUUGUAUAUUUUGUACUGCUGUUGCUUGAAUAGCAAUAGCAUGAGAUAGAGUAUUAACAUACAUUUUUUCUUUUAUAAGUGCUAUAUAAAUUUGCCUGGUACAGCUGCAGUCCUCUGAUUGUAUACUGGACUUUCCAAAAACUGUUUGGGGUAGUUGCCACUUGAACAAAACUUGUUGCCAUCCAGGUGGCAUUAGUAUUUUAUGAAAUGUAGUUUAUAUAUCCAGCAAACCAGAAUCAGCCCAGAUAAAGUGGAUUUUCUCAAAUCUCCAGAUUUUUAAUAUGUAGACACCUGAUUUGCAUAUUCAUUUAUCCAUGGACCACUGUUGCUUGUACCUCUGGCUGACUAAAUUUGGGGACAGAUUCAGUCUUGCCUUACACAAAGGGGAUCAUAAAGUUAGAAUCUAUUUUCUAUGUACUAGUACUGUGUACUGUAUAGACAGUUUGUAAAUGUUAUUUCUGCAAACACCUUCUUAUGAUAAAUAUAUAUAUAUAUCAGUUUGAUCACACUAUUUUAGAGUCUUAAUGCCAAGUCAGCAGAUUUGCUUUAUGAAUUACAGGGACUAGAAAUGCCCACAUUCAGGAAAUUUGUAAUAACAUCGUCUAGACACCUAUCCCCAUUUUAGUAGAAAGUCUGUAUAUACUGUAAAUAUGCGUGAUUGCUUAACUUGAAAGUUUGAUUUCUAAAUGUUUUACCAUCCUUGUAAGUUUAUAAUUUUGACCAUAAAUUAUGGCAUAUAUAACCAAACUCCAAAGGUUGUUCUAAUCCAUGCAGUUCACAAUGAUUGUGACAAACACAUUCUUAGUAACUAGUGUCUUAAUGUCACUGCACUGGAGUAUAUGAGCCGGAACCCUGUAUGCACGUGCGUCUGUGUGUAAGAGUGUGCACGAGUGACUGGUUGAGAUGAAUCUGAAUGCUGAAGACUAAUGAGGAAACUAGAGACUGACAUCUAGAAUUCUACCCACCUGGCUUUGUAUUUAAUUGUGCUGUAUGUUGCUUUAAUGAUCCAUUGAGCAGUCAGGGAACGUGAGGAAGCUUGCUGCCAAAGGUGACUAGGAAAGCGUUCAUCUGCUGGCUCCUUGUUUUUGCUCCUAGAGAGUGAAAGUACAGGCAACUUUUAACUGUUAGUGUUUCACUGGAAAUGUACAAUCUUUGUGUGUUUGAGUAUGUUUUAGUAAGAAACGUUUACACCGCUUGUAGAAUUAUUUCAUAGGAAAAUAAAUUUUUCUAAUUUCUCCCA
Messenger RNA from Talpa occidentalis (Iberian mole), 4715 nucleotides. RefSeq names its product calcium voltage-gated channel auxiliary subunit beta 2 (gene CACNB2). Gene Ontology annotation, cellular component: voltage-gated calcium channel complex. Gene Ontology annotation, biological process: regulation of voltage-gated calcium channel activity; chemical synaptic transmission; neuromuscular junction development. NCBI's taxonomy places the organism in Eukaryota, Metazoa, Chordata, Mammalia, Eulipotyphla, Talpidae. Gene Ontology annotation, molecular function: high voltage-gated calcium channel activity; protein binding. The transcript is spliced from 13 exons. The record is from RefSeq and is a predicted model, not a curated record. Bases 1564 to 3378 code for a protein of 604 amino acids.